Molecule: messenger RNA, 1272 nt
Organism: Laetiporus sulphureus 93-53
Lineage: Eukaryota; Fungi; Basidiomycota; Agaricomycetes; Polyporales; Laetiporaceae
Exons: 2
Coding region: 494-1120 (208 amino acids)
Source: RefSeq, a predicted model, not a curated record
CUUUUACUACAUUUUCAUGGUUUCUUCAGUGGAAAAAUAUUGCUAUGCACGCUGUGUGAUCACACUUCCUAUUUCCCGCGCCCUACCAAGUACAGUCUCUCUGGAUUCAUCCCGCAGAUGCAGCAGCGCGGACGACCAAAGCUCGACGUCGACAUGGACGGGGUGGACAGCGCACACCGCGCUCAAAAUGAUGCCCGACGUCGACGGGCCCGUGUUAAAUCGACCACGUGGCCGCAGCCCUCGUUCCAGACUGUCUGCGUGCUCUCCACUCCAUCGUCCUUCACCCCUGCUCCUCCACUUACUUCGUGUUUCUGUUGCACUUGCCAAGCUGCCGCGUACACCAUCCUCCCCGUCUCCGCCCGCGUCCAGACACCAUGGGCGCGCUGAAUUCUCCAGGAGGACCCCUGGCCGCAGACAUCAGGUAGCGUCCACCUCAAACACGCUCAGCGCCGCGCCGCAGCGCCCGCCCCUGCAGGACUGGAGCACGAGCUACAUGGGAGGAUCCUCCGGUUCCAACUCGGACGACUCUUCGGAUGACGACUCGGAUGUCACCGACGACGGCUUGCAGCAGUCCAGAGGACGUCCCCUCGCGAAGAAAGCUGCGGGAAACUCAAAGAAGAUAAAGGGCGCUGCGGGGAACGCGGACAAGGCAGCUGGCGCGCAGCCACCGCCACGUCGGACGGGCAGCGCGCGGCGGGGGGAAAGCCCCGUGCACUUGCACCAACGUCGCACCUUCACCCGCUCUCGAUCACCCGCGCUCAAUGCUGCCAACGGCUUUCAUUUCGGCACCAGUAUCCACCCCCCGCGCCCGUCCUCGCCGUCCCUCUUCUCGAAGCCCUCGCCGACCGAGAUCCGCAACCUCUUCCCGAGCUUCCUCCAUCUCACCGUGCGCGUCCCCUUCUCCCCCGCGCGGUGGCGUGUCACCCUCGAUCUGCGCCAGGCAGCAGAGAACAGCAUCCUCAUCUGUUCCGCCGGCUAUGCCGCGGCCAAAAUGUGCGCGUGCGCGCGUGAACCAUUGUCCCCGGAUCUAUGGAACGCCCGCGACAGGCUGUCGCCGGAGAUGUGGAUUUCUAUAGGUGCCUGUCGUGUCGUUCUUCGUGGAAGCAAUACGCGGUGCUGAACUCGCGUUUACGUUAUCCCGCCCUGUCAGAGCUCGCGCUACUCAUCAUCGCUUCGGUCGUGUACUUUUUCAUUACAAGGCUCAGUUGGACAAAAUUAGGGACAAUUUCGGAUAGUGCCGCCGUGAAGCCGACUAAUGUGCCUGACAGGCCU